ACAGAGGCGGAUGGGGGAGGAGCCUUGGCCCCUGUCUGCACUCAGAGCAAGGCUGCUUGAGUGGAGGGGCAGCCGAUUGAGACAAGUUUCGAUAGAGACACAGAGGAAACACUGAGGCAGAUUUCUUGGACUAUAGAGCAACUUAAGCAAAGACUGAGAGAGAUUUCUUGGACUACAGAAAGACGGGGGAAGAAAACCUUAUUUUCUACAGUCUGGCUCAAACGAACACUAAGGGAGAUCUCCUGGACUACAGGCCAGACACUGACUUUUUAUAUCCUUUCAGACUAUAGACCUGACAAACGGAAUCUUUUAUGAAGGAGAUCAAUAUUUAACCACCACAUGGACUGCCUCAAGACAAUUUAGAUAGAUAGCUAGAGCGUGUCUGUCAAAAGUCCACAGCUGUCAGGAGGGAAGACCAUUAAGUAGUCAGUGAAGAAACGACAAAGCUCUGUGCCGGGUUCUCCAGACCCAGACACGCAGGAGAAGAGCAGAGCCUGGAAAAAUUGGAGAAAGAGGGGGAAUACGGAGCCCAACCGGCUGGACUGCACCCUAGAACUCAUCACUCCCUGUCGUAGGCUUAUUCUGUGUGCGGAGAACAGGAAAGAGAUGGAGGACUGGAUGGCAGCGCUGAAAAGUGUCCAGAACAGGGACCCCUUUGAGUCUACCCAGUACAGCAUGGACCACUUCUCUGGGAUGCACAACUGGUAUGCCUGCUCACACGCUCGCCCUACCUACUGCAACGUCUGCCGGGAGGCGCUCUCCGGAGUCACGUCACAUGGGCUGUCCUGCGAAGUGUGCAAGUUCAAAGCCCACAAGCGCUGCGCGGUCAGAGCUACCAACAACUGCAAGUGGACCACGCUAGCAUCCAUUGGGAAGGACAUCAUUGAAGAUGAGGAUGGGAUCUCUAUGCCACACCAGUGGUUGGAGGGCAACCUGCCGGUUAGCGCCAAGUGUACGGUGUGUGACAAGACCUGUGGCAGCGUGCUACGGCUGCAGGACUGGCGUUGCCUCUGGUGCAAAGCCAUGGUUCACACAACAUGUAAGGACCAGUUGUCCAUCAAGUGUCCCCUGGGUCAGUGCAAGGUGUCUGUCAUCCCCCCAACAGCCCUAAACAGUAUAGACUCUGACGGGUUCUGGAAGGCCACCUGCCCCCCCUCGUGCACCAGCCCCCUCCUUGUGUUCGUCAACUCCAAGAGCGGCGACAACCAGGGCGUUAAGUUCCUGAGACGCUUCAAACAGCUGCUCAACCCCGCCCAGGUGUUUGACCUCAUGAACGGCGGGCCGCACCUGGGUUUGCGGCUAUUCCAAAAGUUUGACACGUUUCGUAUCCUGGUGUGCGGGGGUGAUGGGAGUGUGGGCUGGGUCCUCUCAGAGAUCGACACACUGACUCUCCAUAAACAGUGCCAGCUGGGCGUGUUGCCCCUGGGCACGGGGAACGACCUGGCCCGGGUCCUGGGCUGGGGCUCGGCCUGCGACGACGACGCCCAGCUGCCACAGAUACUGGAGAAGCUGGAGAGAGCCAGUACCAAGAUGUUGGACAGGUGGAGCAUCAUGGUGUACGAAACCAAGUUCCCACGGCAACACUCCACAUCCACUGUGACUGAGGACUGCAGCGAUGACUCUGAGGUCCAGCAGAUUCUCACCUAUGAGGACUCAGUGGCAGCUCACUUGUCCAAGAUUCUGACCUCAGAUCAACACUCAGUGGUCAUCUCCUCCGCCAAAGUGCUGUGUGAGACGGUGAAGGACUUUGUCGCUCGCGUGGGGAAGGCCUAUGAGAAGAACACCGAGAGCUCUGAGGAGUCUGAAGCCAUGGCCAGAAAGUGCGGAGUGCUGAAGGAGAAGUUAGACUCUCUGCUGAAGACCCUGAGCGAAGAGGCUCAGGCCUCUACGGUCAUGCCGGCACCCCCUCCUACCAUCGCUGAGGAGCAGGAGGAGGGCGAAGGGGUCCUGGUGCCCCCGCCACAUGCCCCCGUGGCCCCCUGCUCCCCCAGGACCACCUCUGCCAUCUUCAAGCCCAGGGAGCAGCUCAUGCUGAGGGCCAACAGCCUGAAGAAGGCCAUCAGGCAGAUCAUCGAGCACACUGAGAAAGCUGUGGAUGAGCAAAAUGCCCAGACCCAGGAGGUGUUUGCUCUGGGGGCAGAGGAGGAGGAGGAGGAAGAGGAGGACGACGACGACCAGGACAAACUCUCGCUGCAAUCGUCUUACAGUGGUAUUGCCUGUAACAGCACCAAGAAUCGCCCAGUCCGCAGAGUAUGUAAGACACCUUGUGAGAAGCUUAUAAACAAGGGGGCCCUGUCAUUGGGUAGCUCUGCAUCACUUCCUGCCCAGACAGGAAGUAGAGAAAACAUGCCAAUGCUCAACACCAAGAUUCUCUUUCCAAGUCUCCGAGCUGGAAUAUCUGGCUCUCUGGAGAGUAGCUCUGUCAUCAGCAGACUGCUGGUGAACGCUGACCCCUUCAGCUGUGACCCAGAGAACUUUGAUUGUUACACUGAGAAAUGUGUGAUGAACAACUACUUUGGGAUCGGACUGGACGCCAAGAUCUCCCUGGACUUCAACAACAAGCGGGAUGAGCACCCAGAGAAGUGCAGGAGUCGCACCAAGAACAUGAUGUGGUACGGUGUUCUGGGAACCAAGGAGCUGCUCCAUCGAACCUACAAGAACCUGGAACAGAAAGUGCUGCUUGAGUGCGAUGGGAGGCCCAUCCCUCUGCCAAGUUUACAGGGCAUUGCUGUGCUCAACAUACCCAGUUAUGCUGGGGGCACCAACUUCUGGGGUGGCACCAAGGAGGAUGAUACGUUCACUGCACCUUCGUUUGACGAUAAGAUCCUGGAGGUGGUGGCUGUGUUUGGCAGCAUGCAGAUGGCUGUGUCUCGGGUCAUCAACCUGCAACACCACCGCAUCGCUCAGUGCCGUACGGUGAAGAUCACCAUCCUGGGCGAUGAGGGGGUGCCCGUGCAGGUGGAUGGGGAGGCCUGGGUACAACCCCCAGGAUACAUCAAGAUCAUUCACAAGAAUCGCACCCAGACCCUGACCAGAGACAGGGCCUUCGAGAGUACAUUAAAGUCCUGGGAGGACAAGCAGAAGUGUGAGUUCCCUCGCCCACAACCGCAGCAUGCACUGCAGCCAGAGACCGUCUCGGAGGAGGAGGCUUCCCAGAUCAACGUGUUCGGCCAGGCCGCUGGCGCCCUCAUUCACAGCAUCCGUGAAAUCGCUCAGUCCCACCACAACAUGGAACAGGAGCUGGCCCAUGCUGUCAACGCCAGCUCUAAGGCCAUGGACGUGGUCUAUGCCAACUCCAAGAGCUCAGGCGGUCUCAAUUGCAGUGUUGUGGUUCAGAUGGUCAGUAACGUAAAGGCUCUGCAUAGUGAGACAGAGCUUCUGCUAGCUGGCAAGAUGUGCUUGCAGCUGGACCCCCCUCAGAAGGAGCAGCUGAGCGGAGCUCUGGGCAGCGUGGCCCUGCAGCUCCGCAGACUGGUGGACAUAUCCUGGCUGUGCCAGCUCAUCGAACCAGGGGACGACGAGGGAAACCUGACGGAUUUCACCAAGCGAAGCCGCAGCGCUAAGUUCCGCCUCGUGCCCAAGUUUAAGAAGGACAAGAACAACAAGAACAAGGAAGCAUGCGCCACUCUCACUCUGCCAGUGCACCAGUGGGGCACAGAAGAGGUGGCCGCCUGGCUGGAGCUCAUCUGCCUCACAGAGUAUAAGGAGAUCUUUAUCGGGCACGAUGUGCGCGGUGCUGAGUUGCUGCACCUGGAGAGGAGGGACCUCAAGGACUUGGGGGUGACGAAGGUUGGCCACAUGAAACGUAUCCUGCAGGGUAUCAGAGAGUUGAGUCGCAGCAGCAGUGCCAGCGAGGCCUAGGCUCCCUCUUGUACGCCUGCCUGUGCUGCACCAGGAAGAACAACCCCUGCGAUGUCACCGAAUCCAGCCAUACCGCCCAUGCCUGAACCAACCCCCCCUCAACAGGACCAAUCAAGCUACAAUACCUUAAAACGAUUCUCUGUCUUAUCCAAUCAGAUUCUACAGCAGUGCCUUCACACACUUUCUCAGUGUCAAGACCGACCACAUGAAUCAUGAACCAAACCGCCAGGGAAUAGGUUUGGAGGGGAGGGCCAGGAAGAAAUUACAGGGAAGUCAAGAGGGCUGAUGACUAGGAACAAAAGCCUGAUAAACUUGUUUAACCAUAAUGCCUGAUCAACAAACCAGCCCCAGAUUCAGCUGGACUGUGAUAAUGGACCAAGUGGCACCUGAACCUUUAAACCUGUUUGAAGUCAGGAGCUUAGAGACUGAACAGGGAACCCUGAGCUUGUUAGCUGAGCAUUAUGAGCUGUAGACCUGCCAGAAUAUAUAGCAGACACCAUAGAUUUAUCUAUCAUUUCCACUGACUGGAUCAAUUCUAGAAAGAGUUUUGUAUUGCAGUAUAUAUUUAUUACAUAUAUUGUACCAGAUGUGUUAUCCCAGUGUAAAUUGUUUUACUAGGAAUUGACGUGGGAUGCCAGGAAAUAUGCUCCCCAACAAAAAACAAGACUAGAAUAGUCUGAACUUCAAAGAUGAGCAGUGACAAUCUUAAUGUACAUAUAAUUCACCUCCAGCUUUUUCCCCGGUGUCAGUAAUUUCUGUAUCUCUUUGUGUACUGUCAAUGUUCCCUGGCCUUUUUAUUGAUUUCAAUAUCACUACCUAGAUGGUGCCUAAGGGUUUGUGCUGCAUCAAUACGAUGAUCCAAAUUUUUCCUGGAGAUUUUGUUUUUUUGGAGUAGCAAGGGCUUCUUCUAGUAUGGGGGAAUGCCAAACUCAACAACGCCUUGUUACUCCCAGCUGCUUCAUAUCAAGGCUCAGGAUGUGUGAAGUCUUUUUGCAAAAUUUGGUGUCAAAUAGAUUGUAGUGGGUCUUGGUCACAUUUCCAACAAUAAAUGCGGUCAUCAGAUACCCAGUGGAUUUAAUGUUCUGCCCUGUUUCUUGCUGUGUGGCAAGUUUAUAAUCUGUUCUCUGUUUUUGCUUACAGGGUUGUGUGAGAUGUUUUUUAUGGUCAUAUCAUUUCCAUUUGUACAACCUCCUGCAGGGUUGUACUUUUUGUGUUGUCCAUUAAUGAGAACUCUCUGGUAAACAGUCUACAGCCGGUCCCAGUAUUUAUUGAUAAUUUAUAAGUUAGAAGUAAUACUGUAUCCUACACCUGUCUUACUUUGUACAUAAUCCCAACCCAGUGCUGUAAAUAUGUCCGUUUUGUACAGUGAAAUACCAUCAUCCUAUAAUUAAAUGUUUGUUUGUGA
This is a messenger RNA of Osmerus eperlanus (European smelt), 5266 nucleotides long. RefSeq names its product diacylglycerol kinase delta-like. Gene Ontology annotation, molecular function: protein homodimerization activity; protein heterodimerization activity; ATP-dependent diacylglycerol kinase activity. Lineage: Eukaryota; Metazoa; Chordata; Actinopteri; Osmeriformes; Osmeridae. Bases 607 to 3861 code for a protein of 1084 amino acids. Gene Ontology annotation, biological process: diacylglycerol metabolic process; lipid phosphorylation; intracellular signal transduction. The record is from RefSeq and is a predicted model, not a curated record. The transcript has 28 exons.